ACUCGUUCAACCCUCUGUGGUAUUCAUUAUUGACCUCUUGUUUCCUCUCAAUUGUCAAAUAACAUCCUUUCAACUGUUCUCUCUCUCUCCAGAAAAAUGUCUUGCUGUGGAGGAAACUGUGGCUGUGGAGCUGGCUGCAAGUGCGGCGCUGGCUGUUCUGGAUGCAAGAUGUACCCUGACUUGAGCUACUCUGAGAGCACCACCACCGAGACUCUCAUUGUUGGUGUUGCACCCCAAAAGACAUAUUUUGAGGGAUCAGAGAUGGGUGUAGGUGCUGAGAAUGGAUGCAAGUGCGGAGACAACUGCACCUGUGACCCAUGCAACUGCAAAUGAGAACAACAACCAGCCUUUACAAAGCAGAGAUGAUGAACUCUCAUGAAGAAAAAUAAUAUAAUCCAUGUAUGUAGUUUUAGUAGUUGUGUCAUGUUUUGUCUGGGGUAUAGGCUUUAGGAUGAUGAUGAUGUAGGCCUUAAGUUAUGUAUCCCUAAUAAAGUGGCCAUGGUUGUUUCAUGGUUGCUCUGUGUCUGCUCUGCUCUCCUCUGCUCUGUUUGUAUAAUAGUUGUAAGCUAUGGAUCAUGAGAGUCUCUGCUUUUCAUGGGGUCUAGUGUACGAUGGAAGAGACUGGGUUUUUAAUGAAAAACUCAUUCUGCUGUCAGAAAUAUCUCCUUUUUACUUCAAUUUCUUUUUCUCAAAUUUUGAAUUCUGGUGUUUUUGAAUAUGGGUUGAUUGAUUCUGGGGUUCUAAAUCUGUGAAGCUUUGAAAAGGGAUAAAUAGCUCUGUUGUACCUUAAAGGGUGUGUUUAAUUUAAGCCUCAGG
Ilex paraguariensis (yerba mate) is the source of this 816-nucleotide messenger RNA. NCBI's taxonomy places the organism in Eukaryota, Viridiplantae, Streptophyta, Magnoliopsida, Aquifoliales, Aquifoliaceae. The record is from the annotation of a GenBank genome assembly.